AUGGCUGAAACAAAAAAUCUUACUGAAUACUAUAUUCAAGCCGAUCCAAUCAUCAUACCCGAUUCAUUCGAAGGAUAUCCAUUACGUUAUUUUAAUUUACCGUUACACUAUCGUGAUGAUUUAAACUAUGUUUUAAUUCCUUACGGACUUGUUCAAGAUCGUAUUGAAGCAUUAGCAAGUCGAAUAUUUCAUGAUUUAACUAUUAAUAUUCCUGAACAACUAAUUUGUAUAUGUGUACUCAAAGGUGGUUAUCGAUUUUUUUCGGAUUUAAUAUCAAAAAUUCAAAAUGAAAAUCGUCUUCAAAAUAAUCGUAGUUUACCAAUGAGUUUAGAAUUUAUUCGUACACGUAGUUAUAUUAAUGAUUAUUCAUCAAAUCAACUUGAAAUUAUUGGUUUAAGUGAUUUAAAUAAUUUAAAAAAUCGAAAUUUACUUAUUAUUGAAGAUAUUAUUGAUACAGGUAUUACAAUGGUUGCAUUAAAAGAACAACUUGAAAAAUUUCAACCAAAAACUAUUCAAGUUGUUUCAUUAUUUACAAAACGACGAAAAGAUAAACAAUGUAUUUUUAAACCAGACUAUUGUGGUUUUGAAAUACCUGAUCAUUUUAUUGUUGGUUAUGCACUUGAUUAUAAUGAAUAUUUUCGUGAUUUAGAACAUAUCUGUAUUUUAAAAGAAUCAGGAGUUGCAAAAUAUAAAAUUAAUGAUAAUAAUAUAUAA
Messenger RNA from Adineta steineri, 714 nucleotides. The record is from the annotation of a GenBank genome assembly. Lineage: Eukaryota; Metazoa; Rotifera; Eurotatoria; Adinetida; Adinetidae.